AUGGUUUCUAUUGCUAGGAUGAGAGUAUUAACCACAAUUCUAAUUGUAAUCUUGGGGGUUAAUUGCUUUGUUAGAAGUGAAUUUCCAUUGCCCAAAUUAGUGGACCAUACAUGCAAUGGUGAUACGUAUGACAAAAAUGGCCCAUUUGCGGACAGCUUGUAUUAUGUUCUUGUAGGCUUAAGUAAUGAGACACCAAAGCAAGGUUAUGAUUACUACAUAACUUCUCCUUAUCCUAAUGAUGCUUUAGCUUAUGGCCAUGCUACUUGCAGCUCUAAUGUAGCAUAUUCAGAUUGUGAUACUUGUGUACGGCUUGCAAGAGAUUACUUGAUGACUACUUGUGAUGGAAGCAUUGGAGGUCAAGCCGAAUUUGUUGAAUGCUCGAUGAGAUAUGAACAGUAUUCAUUCAGCUAA
Lycium ferocissimum is the source of this 411-nucleotide messenger RNA. Its product is annotated as antifungal protein ginkbilobin-like protein. Gene Ontology annotation, cellular component: plasmodesma. Lineage: Eukaryota; Viridiplantae; Streptophyta; Magnoliopsida; Solanales; Solanaceae. The transcript has a single exon. The record is from RefSeq and is a predicted model, not a curated record. Bases 1 to 411 code for a protein of 136 amino acids.